Messenger RNA from Procambarus clarkii (red swamp crayfish), 3265 nucleotides. RefSeq lists its product as uncharacterized. Gene Ontology annotation, molecular function: xylose isomerase activity. The record is from RefSeq and is a predicted model, not a curated record. Lineage: Eukaryota; Metazoa; Arthropoda; Malacostraca; Decapoda; Cambaridae. Gene Ontology annotation, biological process: carbohydrate metabolic process.
CUUGCAAGGACAGGAUCGUCAGUCGGUGGCUGGCUCUCGUGUGGUGAGCUUCACGUCUCCUCACUCCUCCAUAGCUCUCUCUCUCCCUCUCUCUCCAGGUCAUCUCGCUUCAGCUCUAUUCACUAACAUGGCACAGAUCUCCAAGCGUCAGAAAACUGUCAACGCUUCUAAGGAUGAAGAGUUCUUCCCAGGAUUCGGGAAGGUGGAGUAUAAACCUGAAGCUGGCGCCAACGAGACCUUGGUGUUCCGCCAUUAUGACGCCAGGCAGGAGGUCCUGGGCAAAACCAUGGAGGACUGGCUGCGCUUUUCUGUCUGCUACUGGCAUUCCUUUCGUGGAGUAGGUAUGGACCCGUUUGGCAGUGCAACCAUCAAACGCCCUUGGGAGGACGGCACCGACUCCCUCGAGAACGCUAAACGUCGACUUCGUGCUUCUUUUGAAUUCUUCUCCAAGUUGGGCAACAAAUAUUGGACUUUCCACGACCGGGACGUGGCCCCCGAGGGUGAAACACUGGCAGAGACUAAUGCCAACCUGGAUGAAAUAGUUGAUCUAGCCGCUGAACUGCAAAAAAAGACUGGCGUCAAGCUCCUCUGGGUCACGUGUAACCUAUUUUCUCACCCAAGGUACAUGCACGGAGCCGCGACCAGCUGUGACGCCCACGUGGCGACCUACGCCGCUGCCCAGGUGAAGAAAGGACUGGAGGUUGCCAAGAGACUUGGAGCAGAAAACUUUGUGUUCUGGGGAGGCCGGGAGGGCUACCACUCGCUCCUCAACACUGAUGUUAAGGCUGAGCUCGACCACCUCGCCUCCUUCUACAAGAUGGUUAUCGCUUACAAGGAUAAGAUUGGGUUCAAAGGUCAACUGCUGAUUGAACCAAAGCCCAAGGAGCCAUCACGUCACCAGUACGACUAUGAUGCCCAGACAGUCAUGGCCUUCCUCCAUCAGUAUGGACUUGCAAAGCAUUUCAAACUCAACAUUGAGCCCAACCACACUACCCUGGCCGGUCACCCUUAUGAACACGAUAUUAUCUUCGCGUCAGCAUAUGGCAUGCUUGGCAGUAUUGAUGCCAACACUGGCUCCCCAGACUUGGGAUGGGACACCGAUCAGUUCCCUAUGGAUAUUCGUAGCUGCACUAUGGUCAUGAAGACUGUGGUUGAACAGGGAGGCGUGGCCCCAGGCGGCCUCAACUUCGACGCCAAGGUGCGCCGGGAGUCCACGGAGCUCCGAGACCUGUUCGUCGCCCACGCUGCCGCCAUGGACACUUUUGCCCGCGGUCUGAAAAAUGCCGCCAAGAUCAUAUCUGAAGGGAUUUUAAGGAAGUCUCUAAAUGCUCGCUAUUUGUCAUGGAACUCUGGAACUGGCGCCAAGAUUGCAUCAGCUGAAGCCACGCUGGAGGAGUGUGAGAAGUAUAUCUUUGAAAACGGGAACCCAAAGCCAGGCUCGGGUCGCCAAGAACAUUUUGAGGCGAUGUUGAAUCAUUACAUCUAGUGUUGAAAAGCUUAUACACUCAACAACACCAUCAUAGAGGGAAGUAAAGGCAGACAUAUUUACCACAUGUCUGAAAUGGGAUAAUAACUAUAGUGAAUUUUUCAGAGGAGGACUGGAACUGAGCCUGUGUGAGUGUCUGUGUUUACAACAUUUGAGAUAAACAACUAUUUGUACUAUACUGCCCUGCACAAUAUUAGUAUGCGCUACUGUGCAAUCAUUGAUGGAGAGAUAUGUGGAGCUUGCGCUCUUUAUUAGAAAGAAACCCUUAGAAAGGCAAUAAAUUUAAAGAAUAUACAGAAGUAACUGAGAAUGUUGUGUAGAGAGCCUAAGACACUAUCUCCACAACCGGGCUAUCCAUAAGUACAGGCGCAUUGCCUUACCAGCAAGUGCCAGGUUUUCACGAAUAAACCCAAAUUAGUAAUACCUACAACGGCUUAAUUCUUCCAAUACGAGAGGCCUAGUUUAUUUCUUAACCGACCGCAUACAGGCAUCUCCUAAGAGGGCUUUCAUAUACCGGACCAUCACAUGUACCCCAAGAAUGGAACUCCAGCCUCUCUGUUCAUCGUUUUGAGCUUGGCAUUGCCACUGAAGCGUCAAUACCUCUAACUAUCCUACAUCAGUGUGGAACAUCACUAAUAUGUUACCUAGGGCUAGGUGAUGUGUCCGGCCAGCCUAAUACAAGAGGUAAACCAAAGAGGAAACAUCUUCUCAUGCUGAUUGUGGUGUUAAUUUAUGUAGUUUAUAAUGAAUUCCAUGGCCAUCUUAGCGGCAGUUAGUUUAGUUCUUAUUGCACCCAAACCCAUGCUGUGAGGGAUGGUGGGAAAUGUUACACAGGUACAUAAUAGCCUCACGAACUGAACUACAAAAUUCAAUUAGCUAAGCAAAUUACAGUCUUGAUUAGCUAGUUACACGGCUUAACAUAUGUAUCAACAGUUCUUAUAUCAUAUACAGUAAUAGGUUGAGGAAUUCAACACUGAAAUUCGUUUAGCUAAGUAAGUGGCAGCCUUGAUAAGCCAGUUACAUGGCUUGUUGCAGUAUACGUCAACAGUCAGUUCACAUUCAUUAUUAAACUAACAUAACCGUGAUCUCCAGAAAUCCUAACACAACGAGUGAAAGUUGAUUUUUUCCCUCUAACUUUGAAUUCCACCUCUCUAUCUUUGCUCUCUCCCUCCAUUUAAUUAUUUCUACUUCCCUCUACCUAUUAUUUCUACCGCCUUUCCUCACUACAUCCCUUCCUCCCGCCCUCUUUUCCUCUACCUCCUCUCUCAACCUGGCCUUCGGCUCUACAUUUCAAGAUUACACACCUGGCACUAGAUAGACUAACCAACUCCGGUAUUUGGCUUAAGGUCUAGAUCCCACCAAUCAUCAUAUGUAUCUUCUUGCAGACCCUUCUUCCAUUAAUAUCCUCUCACCUUCACUACACCAGUCUGCACACACUACACCAGCCUGUACUCAUGAUAUCCCCGUUAGUUAUAACACCUCUGUUAUAGCAUUUUUUUUAUCGCAUGGUGAGGCAUGCCUCCAUGCAGGAAGAUCUUAACCUAACGGUAGAGGAUCGGUCUCGCUUCGUGCAGGUCAGCGUUCUAUUCCCGACCGCCCAAGCGGUUGGGCACCAUUCCUUUAUCCCGACCCAUCUCAAAUCCUUAUCCUGACACCUUUCCCAGUGCUAUAUAGUCGUAAUGGCUUGGCGCUUUUCUCCUUCCCUCGAUGCUUGUUUGACGCACUCAACUGUGCACUCGUUCAACGAGCCAGAGUGUAUUGACAUUAUGCUAAUUUUCA